Molecule: messenger RNA, 323 nt
Organism: Racocetra fulgida
Lineage: Eukaryota; Fungi; Glomeromycota; Glomeromycetes; Diversisporales; Gigasporaceae
Source: the annotation of a GenBank genome assembly
CGAUGUACGUGACAACUCCUUCAAUUGAACUAACAAGAAAUUCGGCAGAAAAUGCCAUUACAACUGUCACUGUAACUAGCAAAAAUAAAUCAGUCGUGCUGAGAGUAUUAUUAGAAUUUCCAUCGAUAGCAAGACUAAAUGCUGCAGGUACUAUUAAGGCAAUGCAUGCUAAAGUCAUCACACUUGAACUUGCUUGUGCUGCAGUUGAAUCAAAAUUUUGUUCUAAACGACCUUCUUUAAGAAUGGUGAUACCACCAAAGAGAAAACAUGACCCCAACACUACCAAAAUAUUUGAGAGUACAGAUCCAAGCACUGAAGCCUGA